AUGGAGUUGGAGAAACCCCUUGGGUGGGACAGUCACUUUCAUUUGGCCAGUAUGGCCAGUAGGGCGCGUCUUCCUGUGAUGGACAUUACUACCGUGCUAGAGUGUCAGCCCAGUGAUAGUGACUUUGCCAUUAAGCUGGAGGGGGGCGUGGCUGUGUUCUGUGACCCGAAGUCGGCGAGGGAACAGGAGGACAACCUGUGGCAGCUGCUGUAUAUGCUAAAGGGAAGGGUGAAGCCCAGCCAACGUAUACAUCUUCAUUGUUUAACGGGUGAUCGGGAAACCGUGGAUUUGUUGGUGACGGAGUUCCCCAAUGUGUGCUUUGGCUACACAAGUUUGAUUGCUAGUUGCUCAGAGACAACUAAGGAGGCACUACGAGCCUUGGAUCCGAGUAGGCUGCUGCUAGAGACCGACUCUCCAUUCUUCAAAGCGAAGGGGGCUAAGUUAGGGAGUCCACUACACCUGAGAACCAUGGCCAAUGCCGUGGCGCGGUACAGGUCGGAGUCGUGGCAGGAAAUACUACAGCUAGCUUGCUCCAAUGGCAAGCGGCUGUAUGCGCCCUCACAGUAG
Mya arenaria is the source of this 567-nucleotide messenger RNA. Its product is annotated as putative deoxyribonuclease TATDN2. Gene Ontology annotation, molecular function: hydrolase activity, acting on ester bonds. The record is from RefSeq and is a predicted model, not a curated record. Lineage: Eukaryota; Metazoa; Mollusca; Bivalvia; Myida; Myidae. The transcript is spliced from 2 exons. Bases 1 to 567 code for a protein of 188 amino acids.